Coccomyxa subellipsoidea C-169 is the source of this 708-nucleotide messenger RNA. RefSeq names its product PRA-CH-domain-containing protein. The record is from RefSeq and is a predicted model, not a curated record. Gene Ontology annotation, molecular function: phosphoribosyl-ATP diphosphatase activity; phosphoribosyl-AMP cyclohydrolase activity. Lineage: Eukaryota; Viridiplantae; Chlorophyta; Trebouxiophyceae; Coccomyxaceae. Gene Ontology annotation, biological process: L-histidine biosynthetic process. The transcript has 6 exons. The coding region runs from base 1 to 708 and encodes 235 amino acids.
AUGACUUCAUUUUUGGACAGCCUGAAAUGGAACUUUGAUGGUCUUGUGGCUGUGAUCGUUCAGCAUGUGGACACCGGCGAAGUGCUCAUGCAGGCAUUUGCAGAUCGUGCAGCUGUGUCUGAGACGCUUCAGACAAGGCUGGCCACCUUCUACAGCCGAUCACGUAGAGAGCGCUGGUGCAAGGGGGAGACAUCCGGACACUUCAUUCACGUGACCAGUGUGCACCCCGACUGCGAUCGAGACUCCAUAAUCUACAUGGGAGAUCCCAUCGGGCCUGCCUGCCACACAGGUUCACCAUCAUGCUGGUUCUCCGCUGUAGGGAUCGACAGUGAUGGAGGCGUCAGUGAGGUGAGAAAUAAUAAGUCACGAGACGAGGCUCCCCUGAGCACACUGCUAGCCCUGGAGCGCACCAUACAGCAGCGGCGAGCUGAAGCCGGCUCAGGUGCGAAGUCUUCGUGGACAGCCAAGCUCUUGGCAAAUCCAGAGCUGCUGUGCUCAAAGGUCAGGGAAGAGGCUGGCGAGCUGUGUCAGACGUUGGAAGCUAAUGAAGGGAGCGAGCGUGCCGCUUCAGAAGCUGCUGACCUCCUGUACCACAGCCUUGUGCUCCUCAAUGUUCAGGGAGUGCCAGUGUCAGAUGUCCUCAAAGUUUUGCGGGGACGUUUCGGAGUUUCUGGGGUUUCAGAGAAGGCAUCCAGAACACCAAAAUAG